Messenger RNA from Coniophora puteana RWD-64-598 SS2, 1302 nucleotides. RefSeq lists its product as uncharacterized. Lineage: Eukaryota; Fungi; Basidiomycota; Agaricomycetes; Boletales; Coniophoraceae. The transcript has 12 exons. Bases 1 to 1302 code for a protein of 433 amino acids. The record is from RefSeq and is a predicted model, not a curated record.
AUGGAUACUAACCCCGUCGUAACGUCUAAUCCUACAUUCAAGCCAAAUCCAAAGCGCCGGAGACCGAGUCCGUGGAUAAGGCUUCAGCUUUGGUUCAAUACGUAUCGCAAGUUCUUCACGCUCGUUGUCUCCAUGAAUACAGUGGGUCUCGCAUUGGCCAUCUCGGGCAGAUGGACGUAUCCACGACACUACACCGGCGCAUUUGUACUCGGAAACCUCCAGACCGCGAUCAUCACCCGGAACGAGCUGUUCAUGCGGGUUUUAUAUUUGUUUGUCAACACCUGUUUAGCCAAGUGGACACCACUUCGCUUCCGCCUUGCCUGCACGUCAGCCCUCCAGCACAUCGGAGGAAUCCACUCAGGCUGCGCCAUCUCAGGAUUCCUGUGGCUCGUAUAUCGUAUCACCAAUUGCUUCAUCGCUCUCCGCACUAUGCCAAGCUCGAUGAUGGCCGCAGGUGUGAUGACUAAUAUCGCUAUUGCCGUCUGUAUAGUCAGCGCAUUUCCGUGGAUACGGAAUAACCAUCACAAUGUAUUCGAGAGACACCAUCGGUUCGUUGGAUGGUGUGGACUGGUCUCAACUUGGGUGUUCGUCAUUCUUGGCGACAUGCACGAUCCCGAGUCGCAUUCGUGGGAUCCGACCGUCGGUAUUCUCAGGCAGCAGGAUUUUUGGUUUGUCUUUAUCAUGACGGUAUUCACCAUCAUACCGUGGUUAACGGUCCGAAGAGUCAACGUCGACGUCGAACUACCGUCACCAAAGGUAGCUGUACUACGCUUUGAGCGUGGGAUGCAGCAAGGGCUUCUCGCGCGCAUAUCUCGAGAGUGUAUCCUAGAAUAUCAUGCAUUCGGCAUCAUUUUAGAGGGAAAAUGCUCCAAAUACCACUACCUUAUCUGCGGAGUCCAGGGUGAUUUUACGCGUAGACUCUUUGCUGGUGUAUCGAACACGUCGACACUCUACACCCGGGGUAUCAGAGUAUGUACCGGAACAGGACUCGGUGCAGCGUUAUCCACCUGCCUUCAAAGCCCGUAUUGGUACCUGAUCUGGAUAGGCUCGGAUCAGGAGAAGACGUUCGGCCCUACAAUCUCGGGCUUAAUCCAUCAGAAUCUCAGUCCCGAGCGCAUGACACUCUGGGACUCAAAGAAGGAGGGACGUCGCCCGGACGUGAUGAAGCUCGUCCGAGACGCGUACAUCUCAUGGCAGGCGGAAGUCGUUUUUAUAACCUCGAAUCAUCAGGGUAAUCAGGAGAUUAUGGAAGGCUGCAAGGAGGCAGGCAUCCCCGCAUUUGGAACGCUCUGGGACUUUUGA